This is a messenger RNA of Galleria mellonella (greater wax moth), 502 nucleotides long. Its product is annotated as mitochondrial translation release factor in rescue. The coding region runs from base 1 to 426 and encodes 141 amino acids. NCBI's taxonomy places the organism in Eukaryota, Metazoa, Arthropoda, Insecta, Lepidoptera, Pyralidae. Gene Ontology annotation, molecular function: translation release factor activity. Gene Ontology annotation, cellular component: mitochondrion. The transcript has 2 exons. The record is from RefSeq and is a predicted model, not a curated record. Gene Ontology annotation, biological process: translational termination.
AUGUUUUCUUCAUCAAUACGUAUCCUACGAAGCAGUUGGCGCCUAUCAAACACACCAGUGGUCUUCAAACAUACCUUGGAUUAUUCCCGUGUGCCUAAGAUACAAGAGCAUGAAUUAUCUGAGCAGUUUGUCAGGGGAAGUGGUCCAGGAGGGUCUGCUGUGAACAAAAAUGCUAAUUGUGUUGUCCUGACACAUCUGCCUACAGGUACAGUUGUAAAAUGUCAUUUAAGUAGAUGCCAAGAUGAAAACAGGAAAUUGGCUCGAGAAAUGUUGAUUGAAAAAUUGGAUGAGACCUUAAAUGGAGAACAAAGUGUAGCUGCUCAGAGGAAAAGAUUUGAAGAAAAGAAAUAUAAGAGGAAUGAAUAUAAAAAGAAAAAAAUGAGGCAACUUAAGAAUGAAUGGAAGAAACGGGAAGGACUUGUGUAGGGUUCAGAUGUAGUGUUGUAAAAUAAAAUGAGUGCCUUUAGUUAAAAAUAAUAGAUCAUAUUUCUUUUAUUCUAAA